Centropristis striata (black sea bass) is the source of this 6467-nucleotide messenger RNA. RefSeq names its product protein tyrosine phosphatase non-receptor type 12 (gene ptpn12). Gene Ontology annotation, cellular component: nucleus; cytoplasm. The record is from RefSeq and is a predicted model, not a curated record. Gene Ontology annotation, molecular function: non-membrane spanning protein tyrosine phosphatase activity. NCBI's taxonomy places the organism in Eukaryota, Metazoa, Chordata, Actinopteri, Perciformes, Serranidae. The coding region runs from base 580 to 2877 and encodes 765 amino acids. Gene Ontology annotation, biological process: peptidyl-tyrosine dephosphorylation. The transcript is spliced from 17 exons.
CUGGUAACCGCUGUCCAAUCACAGGCCGCUAUAUCCUGGAAGGGGAGGGCCGUGUUCUCCCUCGGCUUUGCCCAGUCCGGAUGUUCCCCAGUAGCGAAUAACGAGCAGCAGUGUGUGAAUGUGGCAACCGAGGUAGACAGGGAGGGGUAGAUAGACUGACCAGACCAGGGCUUUUUUUGUCUUUUUUCUUUCUUUUCCUUUUCUUACAGAGCCCAGUGUUUACAGUUCAUGUGACGCCUGGGUUGUUAACUUGUUAGUAGACGUGAAAGCCCGGCUGCCGCUGCUUUUCUUUGGGACUAAUCGUUACCGUUGUGAAAACAGCCCAGAAGAAAGAAGGAAAGGGAGAAACAACAUGGGGCGAUAAUAAAAAAAAAAAAAAAGAAGGUGUUGUGUUAUGAACCGACGAUGACUCUCUGGGAGGAUCCGUGAAGCUUAUUUAUUUUUAUUUAUUCCCCCCUCUUCCCUUGCCCUUGUGUCUCUUUUUUGUUUUAUUUUGGAUUUUUUCCCUCCCUUGCUACUUUGGGAGGUUGUUUUUUUUAAAGGAAAAGGCAACGGGGUACGUUACAAGAGGACUGAAGGAUGGACCAAGCCGGCAUCCUGAGAAAGUUUAUCCAGGGGGUGAAGGCCAUGAGCGAGGGGGACGAGGAGAGGGGAGAGGACAACUUCGGCAGCGACUUUAUGCGGUUACGACGGUUAUCGACUAAAUACCGGACGGAGAAGAUCUACCCCACCAAUGUAGGAGAGAGGGAGGAGAAUGUCAAGAAGAACAGAUAUAAAGAUAUACUGCCAUUUGAUCACACUAGGGUGAAGCUGACGUUAAAAACGACCAAUCAGGACACAGAUUACGUCAAUGCUAACUUCAUCAAGGGUAUGGAUGGCCCAGAGGCCUAUAUUGCAACUCAGGGCCCGCUGCAGAACACUGUCAUCGACUUCUGGAGGAUGAACUGGGAGUACAACGUAGCUGUUAUUGUGAUGGCUUGUCGAGAGUUUGAGAUGGGAAGGAAAAAGUGUGAGCGGUAUUUCCCGCUGCUCGGGGAGGAGCCCAUGAGUUUUGGCCCUUUCAGAAUCUCCUGUGAAUCAGAGCAGGCCAGAACAGACUACUUUCUCAGGACUUUAACGGUGGAGUAUGAGAAUGAAACUCGGAGGCUAACACAGUUCCAUUAUAUGAACUGGCCGGAUCACGACGUCCCCUCGUCGUUCGACUCCAUACUGGAUAUGAUCGGACUAAUGAGAGAGUACCAAGACAACGAUGAUGUUCCUAUAUGUGUGCACUGCAGUGCAGGCUGUGGGAGGACGGGUGCUAUCUGUGCUAUCGACUACACAUGGAACCUCCUCAAAGCUGGGAAAAUUCCAGAAGAUUUUAAUGUUUUUCGGUUGAUCCAAGAGAUGAGGACGCAACGACACUCUGCUGUUCAGACUAAGGAGCAGUACGAGUUAGUUCAUCGAGCCAUCGCCCAGCUCUUUGAGAAACAACUGCAGCUACUGGAGAGCCCAACCAACACGCAGAUACACGAUGGCAUGGAUGAAAGCAGUCCAGAUAAAGCAGGCCAGCAGUCAGAUGAUGACAGAUGGGACACGCCUCCUCCAAAACCCCCACGCAUACGCAGUACUCAAGCUGAAGGUGACGUAAAGGAGGAGAUCCUCCAGCCCCCGGAGCCUCACCCCGUACCCCCCAUCCUGACCCCUUCUCCCCCCUCAGCCUUCCCCACCGUCACCAACGUACGGCAGGACAACGACCGCUACCACCCCAAACCUGUCAUACACGUCCUGGCUACCACACAGAAUAAAGACGCGGACCAGAAGCAGAACCAGUCAGAAUCCAGUGCGAACAAGCAGACCAGUCCCUCAGAGCAGAAAGACCAAGAUCUACUAAGUCGAAAACAGCAGACUCAGGUCUCAAAUCUAGAUCUCAACGACAACUACAACAACAAAUCCACAUCGACAAAAUCCGAAUCGGGCCAAAGCCAGACUCAGACUCCCUCCUCGCCGCUCUCCCCGGCUGUUGAAUGUUCUGGUGCUCCUCGGAUCGAGAGGAAGCUGAGCAUCGAGAUUAAAAAGGUGCCGUUACAGGAAGGACCGCGUAGUUUUGACACUUCCUCCUCCAUGGGAGUAGCGGGUGGAGUAGGCAGCAGUGCAGCCAACAGCGCAGCAGGGCUGCAAAGAAGCCACGCCUUCAAAGCGCGCUCCAGCCAAUCGCUGCUGACGUCUAGCUCCUCGCUAUCGGAGGACUCGGGCACGGAGGGAGGAGCGGGUGGAUGCGGGGACGGUCAUGCAGACGGAGGCGUCCUCGCCCGACCGAACCACCUCCCUGUGAAGAGCGAGAAGGUGGAGGGAGGGGAGAAAGUGGAGCUGAAGGCCGGCCACGCAGCGUGGUCUCAGGUCUGCAACAGCCCCGAAAAACAGUUCCCCAAAACCUCCUCCUCGUCUUCCUCCUCGGACCGAGUCGCUCCAUCCUCGUCCUCGUCCUCCCACCUGUCCUCCUCCUCUUCCUCCUCCUCCUCUACUCCUGUUAGGACUGCCCUGAGCUUCACCAACCCCCUGCACUCGGAUAACUCGGACGAGGAGGGGGAUGGAGAGAUGUCCGGAGGAAAGGAGGGUUAUCGUACUAAUGUAUCCACGGCGACGGCCAUGGUAACCGCAUCCCUCCACCACGGAGACCAGCAGCCGGUCCGGAAGGUGCUGCCCAUGUCGAUCGCGGGGCAGAGCUCUCCGUCACCCACUGCAAACCCUCUGGAGGUGAAAACGUCAGCCUCGGCCGAAUGGAGCGGUUCUAAUAAAGACGUGUCAGAGUGUGUUAAGAAGACGUCUCCAGCUGACCCUGCAUCUGCUGGCACCACAGCAACAGGCAGCAAGGCAGACCUUGGUGGGGUUCGGUAACCGCUGCAUUCAGCCCAAAGGCCCUCGGAAACCCCCCCUGGAGUGGACAUGAUGGGACAGUCCAUCUGCCGUCCACCAACAGUGUCCUCCCUCAUCAGGGGAUGGACUCUACCGCUCUCACCUGGCUGGUCCAAAAACCUAGUCGAUAGAUGCUACACAGACAGACAGCACAAUAUUACAUAGAAACACGUUCUGUGUAACUCUGUGCACCUCCUCCUCCUCCUCCUCCUCCUCCUCCUCCGCCUCAGUCCUUCCUUCAAAGUGCCACCUUGUGCAAAGCAGAAGAACACUUACCUGUCGAGUGGCUUGCCCACGUUUUCCUGCUCAGCUUGCUGAUGUUAGAGGUUUUCACUUCUCUAUACACUGACCUGGGAUCAGUCUGGGUAUUUUCCUGUUAAUGGUUAAAGAAUAAUUCCUGGUUUAGAUUAUAAAAAUGGUCUUGUUGGGGUGUCACGAUUUCAAUUCUAAAUCUAAAAUAGUUUCAAAUGAGCUUUCAAUUUGGAUCAUGGAAACAAAAACAGGAUCUCACUGUAAUUUUUUUCCUCUCCACACAAAAAAACACAGUGUAGCUUACUGUUAGCCUGCAGCUGGAGUCGGAGAUGAUGAUAAAAUCGAACUGGAAAAUCCUCCUGCUUCACCAUGUGAACUUUGUAAAUAAUGACUCCUUUAUUGACAUAAAAACUACACUUUGUAGGCCGUUCCACACAUACACUGCCUCAGGCGACACGACAAAUAUGGCGAAAAAUAUUCGCAGGCAUCGAAAAACAAACAUUGUACCAGGAUCCGGAAACUUUAGCUGUUGUUGUAAAGUACCCUUCCGCCAUCUAGUGGCUCUGUUAUUUACAGCGCCAUAACAGUUGACUGGAGAAAGAAGUUUAUAACAACAUAAAUAAAUAAAUACGAUUUGACCAUAUGGCCUUCAAGAAAAUAUGGCAGUUAUAUCACAAACAGACAGUUGUCAUGGCAUAAAAACAAUCAUCUGUUGAUAUUUACAAAUCAACACUCCAUAACAAUGUCAUAGCCAUCAGUGCUAAAAAAAAAAGUGUUUAAAACGAAUCAAUCAGAUGAUGGAUUUGGACGACUGCGACACCCCUACGCACAAAGCUUCGUCGAGGAAGAAGGAUGUCGGUGUGACCCUCAUGCGUAAAAUGGAAAUUUUCUUUUAAUGCCAAAUGGGGGGAAAAGUAAUUUUUUUCAUCAUAAAUCAGGAAUUAUCUUUAAUCAGUAAAUCUACUGUGGGAAGCUGAUUCCUGAGGUUUAACUGAACUCCCAGAAGCUGUCUGCUUCCUCCUACUGAAUGAACAACAAUCUUCAAAGCGAACCUAGAUAAUCUGUUACCCAUGAUGCAACCUUUUCUGUUGGGUAUGCACAGGUUGCCUCUCUGUCUCUCUCUCUCUCUCCCUCUUUCUGUGUGCUGGUGCUACAUUACGAAGGAUCAGCGUAGAAACAGAAGCACUGGAGCUGACUGUCACCCACCACGUGUGUGUUUCAGCUCUAGUACUUCAUACUUCUAUGCUGACCUCCCUGUUUAUCAGAGUCACAGACUGACGCAGUUUGGUCAUUGCAGUGGUUUGGUAGCAUCUUUUUCUCUUUCCUGCUGAGAGUUAGAGGGGAAGUUUUAUUCCGCUCUCAUGUCAGUAUGUAGAGCUGGAGCCAGACGCCGCUUAGCUUAGCUUAGCUUAGCUUAGCUUAGCAUAAAGACUAGAAACCUGUUUAAUUAAAUACAAGUCCUCCAAACCCUUCAACAACAUUGGUAGUUCAUAGAUCAAUCACCUCAUAAAAAUUAUCGGCCCCAUUUUUAAAAGUUGUGAAACAGUUCCAGUUGUUCGGGUUAGUAAAAGAUCACGGUUUGGGUGAAAAUCAGGAUAAGUUUGUUGUGUUACUUCACUUCUGGACAUAAAUAAAGGAUGUCAUUAUGCAUGUGAUGUAGGUGUGUUUGUUACGAACAGUUUGAAAAUAACUCAAUGCUGACUUUUAGUUUCACACAGGACCCAAACGGCCUCCUAGUCUAACGUUUGUCCCUGUUUUCAGUCUUCAUGCUAUGCUAAGCUAACCAGCUGCUACCUGUACCUUCAUGUCUACCGUACAGUUUUUAUUAUCAAAAAUGUUUUCUAAUUAAUAAACACAAUUAUUUACAUUUUAAUAAAAUGCAAUGGUUCAAUAUUUAAAUCAAAUUAAAGUACAAGGAGAAAACCAACCUGAAAAAAGAUGAACCAAUAAUAUGUAAAUGGCAAAAUAUUAAAUUUCUAAUUUACCCCCAAUGUAACUGUGAAAACAUGAGAGUGGUAUCAGUCUUCUCAAGGGUAUUUUCCAAAAUGCCGUACUGUUCCUUUAAAUAUCUGAUUCUGUGGCAGGGGACAUUCAUCAUCAUGUUGACAUCUUCAGAAAACAUACAAAGAUAAUGAAACCGGUGAUAUACCGUUCAAAUAUCUAAAGAUUUGUAAAAAACCAAAGAGUGAUGUUCCCUUCUCAAAUACUUACAAUACAAUAAAAUGCAAAGAUUGGUAAGAAAAGUCUGGGAAAAACAUUAAUAUUUAACAUUUUAAAUCAAGAGAAUUGAGCUUUCUCCAGCCACGACAGGGUUAAAACGACUUUAAAACACAUCAGUAAUGGCCAAACUCGUCAGCUCUGUAGCUCUGGCUCUCACUGCUGGGACCAUGAGCCUGCCUUAGUCUGCCUCUCAGAGAAGACAGCCAAUGACAGUCCUCCCUAAUUUGGCUUCUCUCUUCACUUCAUUUCUCUCUCUUUCUCUUUCUCUCUCUCUCUUUGGGACUCAAAUCUGCUGUUUACUUCUUUUUCCUUGACACUUUUCUGUUCUCACUCUGCUGCUGUUGGAUGAACGACCAUGCAAGUCUUAUUUUUUGUAUUAUUUUUUAUUAUUGAGCAGCCAGAUUACUCAUAAUAAACCUCAGUGUUUCGGAGAAGGAAUGUUACACAUUACCUGAAUGGGGCUUGACGGAUUAAUAUAAAGUCCGGUUUCUGAUAAACAGCCAUUUCUCUACAAAUCAGACUUGUGUGUUUUUUCAUCUUACAGCCACAUUUUUAAGAAAUCAUACUGUACCUGCUUCUGUAUGUGUGAGACAAUGAUGAUAGGGACCCAGGACUACUGUUUUCUCCUUACUGUUCUCUGCUAACUUCAUUAGCUACCAUAACUAUACAGUAUAUGCAUUGUUUUAUAAAGAUAAAAAACUGUACAGGGCAGUUUAGGUAUAUAAUAUUUCAGAUUUUUUUUGUUAUCUCUUAAAUAUUCUUAUUAACAGAAGAUGUAAGAAAGUCAGUGCAUGAUGAUGAUGAUGAUGAUGAUGAUGAUUCCUCCCCUACACAGUGUUUCCCUUCAAACUGUAAAUUAUUCUGCUGCCCUCUUUUUUUUUUUUUUUUUUUUUUUUGCUUCCGGCAAAUAUUUCAGGGUUGUUUUUAUUUUUUAUGUUUGCGUUAUAUGCUUAAAAAGAUUGAGAAAUUCUUUUCGUUUUAAUUGGUUGGCAGAAGGAAAAAGCUUCGACUGCCAGCCAGCCCCCUUUCAGAUAGCUACAACGGGCUUCGAAAUAAGAUUGUAAUAAUAAUAUUAAUGAUGAUGAUAAUAAUAAUAAUAA